This is a messenger RNA of Andrographis paniculata, 1846 nucleotides long. RefSeq lists its product as uncharacterized. The coding region runs from base 1227 to 1595 and encodes 122 amino acids. The transcript has 6 exons. NCBI's taxonomy places the organism in Eukaryota, Viridiplantae, Streptophyta, Magnoliopsida, Lamiales, Acanthaceae. The record is from RefSeq and is a predicted model, not a curated record.
AUUAACACUUAAUAAAACUCCAAGGAAUGUCAUCGAGCCCGUCACCAAUCCACCCACAGUGAAACGGGACUCAAUGGGCAAAGCUGAAUGUGGAAGCUCAAAACUUGGAGCUCCAGGUGAACUAUCUAAUUUGUGUUUGUGUGUGUGUUCGGAACUAUGGAAAUUGAGGAGUGUCGGGAGAUCCAUCUUGAUCGGAAGCCCGCGAUUGCACGGACGACAAAAAAUUUUCAGCUUUGAAUGUUGGACAAGAAGUAGAUCUUGGUAUUGAUGACCUUGAUCUCUUGCCUGACCUCCAUCAAUCAAUGGAGGCUGAACCAACACAAUUAAGGGGCAAGUAUAAUCUACAAAAAAGUCUUGUUUGGGACUCUGCCUUCUUCACUAGCAUUGGGGUGAUAGAUGCAGAAGAAUUGUCGAGCAUGAUUACCGGAGCAGAUAAGAGUGAAAAGAAACUCUUACCUGGCAUUCAAGAAGAUAUUACAGUAUCAAUUGAGUCAAUUUCAAGCCUUGAAAGUUAUCAUUUUGAUCUGGAAACUCUUGAGUAGGAAUUGAUUGUUGACAUUAGAGCUUCUAUACAGAGAUCGAAUAAAAAAAGUACCCAAUUUGACACGCUUAAGUGAUAAGAAGGGGAACGUAGAGGUUGACAGUUCGUCCAUUUCAUGUAAGCAGUUUCAUCAAUUGUACCUCUUUUUAUUUGGGUAGACAAGAAGAUUUAUUUCAAUUUUGCAUGAUUUGUUUCUAUUUUUGCAUCAUGUAUGUUAAGAUUCUCUUUUACUUUUUAAUUCUCUAUUGAUUUGAAUGUAUGUUUCUGGAGUGUUUCAGUGGUUAGCAAUGCUAAGGUUUUUGUGUUGAUUCUUAUUUAUAUGGCCACACAAGUAGAUUUUAAGGUUUACAUAAUUUUUUUUUUUUCUAUUUUCGCAAUGCAUAUGAAAAUUUUCCUCUGUCUUUCAUGCUCUGAUCUGGAUAUUUUUUAUAUAGAGUACUUGAGUAGCUGUCAAGUUUAAGACCAAAAUCUGGUUGGAAGUCCUGUAUCUUAAUUAUUGGCUUGAGGACACACCUUUCAGUAGGAAAAAUUUGAUUUAGCAUGUCAAAAUAGUUGUUGAGAUCUAAGCUUUCUACUCCCACUAUUUGUUUUCUUUCCUGCUUUACUUGUUUCUUUGAUCAAAUAAGUUUUCUCAAUUUCAUAUUUAUUUGUCAAAUUGUUCUGACAUGCAAUGCAGCUCUGAAAAAUGAAUGCGUCACUCGUAGAUCCCAAGACUAGUGCCCCAGAAACUGCUACGAUGCCAAAGUCUCUAGUAAAACAAAAUGUUCAGCGGCAAGCAUUGAGAACGGGAAUCAAGCAAGAUUCUGGUCAUCCACAGAUGCCAUAUGUUGCUAAGAAUGGUGAUAAAAAAUUAACACUUGGUAAAACUCCAAGGAAUAUCAUCAAGCCCGUCUCCAAUCCAACUACAAUGAAACGGGACUCAAUGGGCAAAUCUGAAUGUGGAAGCUCAAAACUUGGAGCUCCAGUGACUACUACAAGUAAAGGAAGUCAACUCCCAAAAGUAGGUGUUGAUGUUGCCAAGGCCUGCAGUGCUAGCCAUCGAAGACUUCUCUAACGAAUUCUUCUACUUCAGGCAGAGGGCAGUUGAGUCCACUAGAUCCUCCACAUCAAGCAACACAUACAUGUAUGUCACAAUGCAGAGUUUUUUUUUUCAAUUCAUUCAUUCAAUCAUUUAAAUUGAUUUUGGAUAUGGUGUCGUGCAAAACUUUGAGGGAGGAGGUGCCUUUGUAUGACUCUAAAUUUCAAAAAAUACAUAGAUUGUACCUUAAUCUUUUUUACACGUCUACAAGAAUGAAAUUCUACCCG